Messenger RNA from Lycium barbarum (goji berry), 870 nucleotides. RefSeq lists its product as uncharacterized. Bases 1 to 870 code for a protein of 289 amino acids. The transcript is spliced from 2 exons. The record is from RefSeq and is a predicted model, not a curated record. Lineage: Eukaryota; Viridiplantae; Streptophyta; Magnoliopsida; Solanales; Solanaceae.
AUGCAUGCGAGCAACCGGAGUGUGGUUCUUGUUAACGAGGCCUUCGUCCGUGCCCAACAAGAGAUGGACGAUCUUAAGGUCCAGUUGGACGCCCAGGGCCGGGAAACGGAGAAGUAUGUGCAUUUUCUUCGGGAGAAGGAGGAGGAGCUAAGUCGAGCAGUUGCUCUAUCCCAUCUUCAGCCUGAGCUUGACGCAGCAAAGGCCGAGAAUCGUCAGCUGAGGAGUGAACUGGUCGCCAUGACCGAAUAUAACCGGAGCCUCGAAGCUGAGAAGAUCGACCUCAACCGGGAUAACACUCAAAUUUCCUCGAAGCUGGAUGAGCUUGAGACCGCUUUCUCCCAACUCCGGGAGGAGCUAGAUUUAGUGAAGUCGGAUGCUUCCAGCUUGGCCGAGAGGAACCGGCUUCUUGAAUAUGAGAGUGCCCGGUAUCAGGAGCGUGCCAGGGUGUUCGAAGAGAAAGCGGAGAACAGAUCUCGGAUGUGCGAUGACCUGAAGAACGAACUCAAGGAAACGACCGCUGCAAAUGACACCCUCCAGGCCGAGCUCCAAUCGGCCAUUCAAAUGCAGAACGUUCGUGGGGAGGCUCGGGAUGCUCUUGAGACAAAGCUAGCCCAGGACGAGGCCGAAUUGGAUGAAGCUCUAAGAAGCGUGGAGGCCGCCGAGGCUCAGGUUACUAUUGUUGCUCAGUACGAGAAAUGGAAAUCCCGGAGGAUCACUCUUGAGCAAGCCGAGCGUGGCUUUUCUGAUCUUCCGGCCCUUAUUGCCGAGGCCAAGAGAGUCGAGGGAGAGGCUAAGGAUGCCCUCGGUUCUGACUCUGAUGAUUCCGAGCGGAUGUUGUCCGAACAUUCCGGCUCCAGCCAUUCCGGGUAG